CGGCUGUGCAUCGUCAUGUGCUGCGACUUCUUCCCGCUCCUGGUCGGCGUGGAGAUGCCCAUGCGAUCGCUCUCGCAGUGCCUGCUGUGCGGCGGCCACAAUGUCAUCGUGAUCACGUAUGCCGUUCCCGGACCCAAGGUCAGAGUGGCCCCGACGGCGCCGCCAACACCCCACUCAGCGCGCGGGCGGGCGUUACAUGACAAGCUGUACUACCUGCCGGUGAUGCACUUGCUGGACAUCGUGACGUACAUGACGUUCGUGGGCCACUUGGCGCUGUUCCGGGCCAUCCGCGUUAGCGAGCAGGUGCGGAUCGUGCAUGGCCACCAGGCCACGUCCACCCUCAUGCACGAGUCGCUGGACCUGGGCGUCAAGACCGUGUACACGGAUCACUCGCUCUUCGGCUUCGUGGACGCUGCCAGCGUCCUUCUCAACAAGAUCAUAAAUUUCCUCGUGUUCUCGAUGAACACGGCCAUCGGAAUCUCGCACACGUGUCGCUAG
This is a messenger RNA of Phytophthora sojae, 498 nucleotides long. RefSeq lists its product as hypothetical. The annotation marks the transcript as partial. The record is from RefSeq and is a predicted model, not a curated record. NCBI's taxonomy places the organism in Eukaryota, Oomycota, Peronosporomycetes, Peronosporales, Peronosporaceae. The transcript is spliced from 2 exons. Gene Ontology annotation, biological process: GPI anchor biosynthetic process. Gene Ontology annotation, cellular component: glycosylphosphatidylinositol-N-acetylglucosaminyltransferase (GPI-GnT) complex. Gene Ontology annotation, molecular function: phosphatidylinositol N-acetylglucosaminyltransferase activity.